Messenger RNA from Arabidopsis thaliana (thale cress), 2380 nucleotides. RefSeq names its product Transmembrane CLPTM1 family protein. Bases 532 to 2082 code for a protein of 516 amino acids. Gene Ontology annotation, cellular component: membrane. NCBI's taxonomy places the organism in Eukaryota, Viridiplantae, Streptophyta, Magnoliopsida, Brassicales, Brassicaceae. The transcript is spliced from 11 exons. The record is from RefSeq and is marked reviewed.
AGAAGAAAAAAAACAAAUUCCAUAAAUAUAUAUAUCUUUCGUCGACUCUGCUUUUACACAUCUCUCACACGGUAAAGUUACAAUAAUCUCAGCUUGAAUCACACUGACGAAGGCAUCUUCCUGCGAUUAUGGCGUCGCCGGCAGGUGAAACAGCAGCGGUUGUUGAGGGCGGAGAUGGGCAGCAGCAACGACAAGCUGGUGGGUUUGGGCAGACAAUUACCGGAAUCAUAAGAAUCGCCGUCUUCUGUUACUUUGCUUCUAAGUUCUUUUCUCCCAAACAAAAACCUGCGGAUCCUUCCAAGCCUACUCAUCUCAUGUCCAAUCUAUUUCAGAGGGGCGAGCCCAUAGUAAUCUUCUGGUUAAUUGUGUUGAUUACUUGCUUAUUCGUUAAUAUAUGCAAUUUCAUUCGUUUCUCUCUUCUUCCAAAACAAAAAAAAAAACGUUUCUUUUUGGUUCGAAACUUCGAAUCAGAGUUUUUCAACUUCUGGGUGGUUUAGGGUUUUUCCGUUUUGUGUUUUUGUUUGUCAGGAUAUGUGGUUUUAUCUUUCGGAGCAUGAGAAAUUCAAUGACUUCGGCAAUGAAGGUGCGCUUAUUUGGCAUGAGACAAACAUACCUUAUGCUGUGUGGAAACCAGAGAGCACUAGGACCUUGUCAAUGACGUACUAUCCUUCCGAGGCACUGAAGAAUAAUGGAAGUCUGUAUGCUCAUGUCUUCUUUGCUCUAUCUGGUUAUCCUAUAGAUCUUAGUGAUCCUGAAUACCAGCCUCUCAACUGCUUUGGCAGGACUCACCCUGUUGCAACUUACUUACCAAAGCGAAAAGCAGAUAAGAAGAAGAGUCUGUUGGGAAAUCCCAAAGACUCUGAUGAAUCCCAUGUGGAAGUUGAGGAGGUUGAUGGUAAGGACUCGGAUCUCAAGGAUGAGGGCCCUGUGGAAUGGGUAUCCUACUGGAAACCAAAUGUCACAAUUAACCUAGUCGAUGACUUUACUCGCUAUCCACAGCAUGGUGUACCACCAAACAUUUAUCCUUACUUACUGGUGGAACCUAGUACAAUAAACUACUACCCUACAGUUUUCUUCAAUGAGUUUUGGUUGCUAAGGGACAAGUUGAUUUUAAUCAAUGAGACGGUCUCAGAGCUGCCACUUAAUCUGGAAGUAAGCCCCAUAAGCAUGACAAAGUGGCAGCUGUUUCAGCAGAUUGAUCAGUCUUUCCAGAUUCACCGUAGCUAUGGAAGCAUGCUUGAUGGUGAAUCUGACGAACUAAAGAGGGUGUUUUUGGAAGGAAAUCCCUAUCUGUUGGGCGUCACUAUGUUUGUUUCGAUGCUUCAUUCUGUAUUCGACUUCCUUGCAUUCAAAAAUGAUAUCCAGUUUUGGAACAAGAACAAAUCUAUGGAAGGACUGUCUGCGAAGUCUGUCGUACUAAACUUUAUCUGUCAGUUUAUCAUCUUCCUCUACCUGCUUGACAACGACACUUCAUGGAUGAUACUGGCUAGCUCUGGAGUUGGUGUCUGCAUCGAGUUCUGGAAAAUUGGGAAAGCCAUGCGCAUUGAGGUUGAUCGAAGUGGGAUGAUUCCAAGAUUGAGGUUCCACGACCGUGAAUCCUAUGCAAGCAACAAGACCAAGGAGUAUGACGACAUUGCCAUCAAAUUCUUAUCCUAUGUGCUCCUCCUUCUUGUUGUGGGUUUCUCCAUAUAUUCACUUGCCUAUGAACGCCACAAGAGCUGGUACUCAUGGAUCCUAUCUUCACUAACGAGCUGCGUCUACAUGUUUGGUUUCAUAAUGAUGUGUCCUCAAUUGUUCAUCAACUAUAAGCUGAAGUCAGUAGCACAUUUACCAUGGAGGCAAAUGACAUAUAAGUUCCUCAACACAAUCAUCGACGAUCUCUUUGCUUUUGUCAUCAAAAUGCCAAUGUUGCAUCGCCUUUCUGUCUUCCGAGAUGAUGUGAUAUUCUUAAUAUACUUGUACCAGAGAUGGGUUUAUCCUGUGGACAAAACACGUGUCAACGAGUUUGGUUUUGGAGGUGAGGAUGAGUCUGUGGAUACAAAGAAGAUCUCUGACCAAGAAGAUGACAAGAAAACAAACUAAUUAGCUUUGUGCUUUUGUUUUUCCCUAACAAUUUUGAGUUUUUUUGGGUCUGCUUUAGUAAGUUUUGUUAAUGCUACUUAUAUCCAAAAGUAAUUUCGUUUUAGGGUAAUAUAAAAAAAAAAGUGUUAAAGAAUAUCACUUAGUUAUAAUUUUGUUUUGUUUAUAUGUAACUUUAGUUCUCAAUGUUUUUCUAGACACUCUUCUUCAUCUGGUACCAGAUAUAGAGACAGAUGAUUUGCUAGAUAAAGAUUUUGUAGAUCGGCAAAUGUCAUAAUUGAGUAAUUUGUUGUUUUGGAUA